AUCACAAGAAAGGGUUUGAUAUGUGAUAUCCGCUCCUUUUCUUUAUUUCUUACCUCUAAUCUCUCUUUUUCUGAGAGCAGUUGAAGUUAAAUUUUUUGGAGAUUGAAGAUGAACAGCCGCCGCGAUCUGCAGGUGUGGAGAGACGCUGCUUCCGGAAUUGUUAUUUAUCGACUGGGAUCGGGAGCGAUUGUGCGGUUUGUUGGUUUGAAUCUCCGUGUCUAUCUUAUUUUUGGAGAUUAAACAGCCGCCGCGAUCUGCUGGUGUGGAGAGACGCAGCUUCCGGAAUUGUUAUUUUAUGACCGGGAUAAAAAAAGAUUGUGAAUCUCUCUGCCUAUCUUGAUGUUUUCGAGGGGAGCAGAGAUGUCGAAUUUUUGAAGGUGUGGGGAGAUGCUGCUUCCGGAAUUGAUCUGCAGGAUCGAGAGAGAUUGUGCAGUUUCUUGGUUUGAAUCUCUCUCUGUGAUGUCGAAUUUUUGGAGGUGUGGAGAGACGCUGCUUCUGGAAUUCUUAUCUUUCGAGAGUGAUUGUGCGGUUUGUUGGUUUGAAUCUCUCUCUGUCUAUCUGAUGUCGUUUGUUUGGAGGUGUGGAAAGACGCUGCUUCCGGAAUUCUUAUUUUACUGGAUCGAGAGUGAUUGUGCGGUUUGUUGGUUUGAAUCUCUCUCUGUCUAUCUUCUUAUCUGUUUUCGAGGCCAGAGAUGGCGAAUUUUUGGAGAUUGAAGAUAAACAGCCGUCGCGAUCUGCAUGCGUGUAGAGAUACUGCUUCCGGAAUUGUUAUUUUACCGAGAGAGAGAGAUUGUGCGGUUUGUUGGUUUGAAUCUCUCUCUGUCUUGUCUUCUAGAAUUUUUGGAUAUUUGAGUUUGAAGAUGAACAGCCGCCCCUGUGUCAAGAGACGCAAGGGCCGCCUAAUUCAUGAAUAAUGAUUUCUGCCACCACCACAACUGCCGCAUCACCACAUCACCACAUCUGCGCCUCAACUACCGCCACAAAAGCCACCGCCACCCACCACCACCACUUGAGGAUGAAACUUUGAGCUCUUACUGCACAUAGUCACCCAAAUGCAGGCACCCACCUCAAUCUCUCCGCUGUAAAAACUCCCAAUACCCACAUUGUGAAAAAAACACCAAACCCAUCCAAACCAAUCCCUCAACCGUAAAUAAGGCCCAAAACCUACCCAAAAACCUAUAGCCACAUUCUACGAAAACACUAAACCUCACCCAACAACUCAUACCCGCAUUCUACAAAAACACUAAACCCACCCAACAACCCAUACCCACAUUCUACCAAAACACUAAAUUCACCCAGAAAACCCAAUGCCCAAAACCCGAAUUUACCUAAAAUGCCCAAUGUCACACUAUUCACCUGGUUUGUUUUGUGCUCAAUAAAAUCUAAUGUAUAUUUUUUUUAAUACCAACUAUUUUUCGUAAUUUAUCAUGAUUUUUUUGGGGUGUCAUUUGGUAUUGCUGUGAUUGAAAAAAAGUUUUGAACUAAUUUUUUUCUAUAUUUUUUUGCCUACAAUUGUGUUUGGUGCCAAUGCCUUGAUUAUCAAAAGGUUUUUGAAAAAUGAAUUACGGUUCAUUUAAUGAACUUACUCACUACUUUUCCCAAAUCAAAAUGACACCCCUUACCCUUCAUAAAAGAACAUUACUCGUUGCAUUACUCGUUGGGUCUGCUCACACUGUUCGGCAUCUAUCUCCUCAUUGGCACUCUUCGGCGGCUAUCUCCUCAUUGCCACUCUUUGGCAGCUAUCUCCUCCUUGCCACACUUUGGCAGCUAUCUCUUCAACCCAUUCUGUUAAUCUGAACUAUGGAAAUCAGAGAAGACAUUGGUGAUCAAAGCAGUGGAGGUGGAAGUGGAGUCAACCUUCACAUGCCCCUGUUGGACCCCUCAACACUUGGAAGCGGAGUUGGAGGUGACCUGCCUCACUCACCACCUGCACCUGAUCACAUACAACCUGCACCUAAUCACAUACAAACUGCACUUGAGCACUUACGAGUUGCACUUGAGCACAUAGAAGCUGCACAUGAGCACAUACAAGGUGCAGUUCUUCUUCAACAAGAUGUAGCACAAGAUGCAACUCUUCUUCCACAAGAUAUUCCAGGGCCUGCACCUCCAACUCGUCUUCAAGUGGUCAUUAGGAUCAGCAUGUGGCCAUUGAUGCUUGGUAUGAUUUUUGGUUUAUUAAGUUGUUUCCUGCAUAGCUUCGUAGACAAAAAUGAAAAAAGAAGUUUAUCACCAUUUGCCUUUUCACUUUCCCUCACGGCACAAACAAUGUCAACUGUGGGAUACGGGGACAUUGUACCCGAUAGUGUUUGGGGUAAAGUUCUGACGUUAUUGUUGAGUUUUUUUCUUAGUGGAGUAUGGUGCUACGUGGGGGAUUUAUUUUUGAUGACAUUAUGUGAUUGUUUUAUUAAAUUAGUGGAACUUAUGCUAGUUGAUCGGUGCAUUAGUGAGCAUAAGUUUAACAGUUUUGUUGGCUGGUUAGAAUUGCUUGCGCCACUAUUUGCACCUAUUUUAUGUGUAGUUAUAGGUAUGUUAGAGUUUCACAGACUCACAGAAUUUAACUAUUUGGAUUGUUUGUAUUUGUCUGUGGUUACUAUAACAACACUUGGGUACGGGGAUAUCGUCAUUAAGUCGGAGGAUGCUGUAAUUUUUGCUAGUUUUUGGAUAUGGUUGUCGACGAUGAUAUACGCAAAGUGUACGUACUACAUAAGUUAUAGACUUGCAAGACGUUUGGGAAUAGUUUGAGACUUGAGACCACUCAUGUAUAUUGGUUUGAAAUACCAUUCUUUUCUAAUUUUGUGUA
Prunus avium (sweet cherry) is the source of this 2800-nucleotide messenger RNA. RefSeq names its product two-pore potassium channel 4-like. The record is from RefSeq and is a predicted model, not a curated record. Gene Ontology annotation, cellular component: plant-type vacuole membrane; plasma membrane. Lineage: Eukaryota; Viridiplantae; Streptophyta; Magnoliopsida; Rosales; Rosaceae. Gene Ontology annotation, molecular function: outward rectifier potassium channel activity; potassium ion leak channel activity. Gene Ontology annotation, biological process: stabilization of membrane potential; potassium ion transmembrane transport.